This is a messenger RNA of Arachis stenosperma, 1549 nucleotides long. RefSeq names its product protein cornichon homolog 1-like. The transcript is spliced from 5 exons. The record is from RefSeq and is a predicted model, not a curated record. The coding region runs from base 183 to 611 and encodes 142 amino acids. Lineage: Eukaryota; Viridiplantae; Streptophyta; Magnoliopsida; Fabales; Fabaceae. Gene Ontology annotation, biological process: vesicle-mediated transport.
CCUUGAUCAACCAUAUCAUCAUACCCAAAAAAGUACUUGCAAUGAACAGAGUCUUCACCAACUCUCCCAUGUCCAAAGUCCAAGCAUAUCAGUGAUUCCAAACUCUCAAAAACUUGCCAUCUUGUGGAAAACACACACUUUCGCCGAAAACACUGCGCCACGUCUCUGAUUCCUCCGUUUUAAUGGGUUGGGAAUUGCUCUUCUGGCUGCUUCUUUGUUUCCCUCUCAACAUUGCCUUUUUUGCCUCUUCUUUUUACCAGGUUUUGAUAUUAUCGGACUUGGAAGAUGACUAUAUGAACCCUUUUGAUGCCUCGUCUCGAGUCAAUUACUUCGUGGUUCCCGAGUUUAUUGGGCAGGGAUUACUCUGUGCUCUUUGCCUCCUCACAGGUCAUUGGAUCAUGUUCUUGCUCACACUUCCUCUUGCUUGCUAUCAUGCCAAUCUGUUUAUGAAACGGCAGCAUCUUCUUGAUGUUACUGAAGUUUUUAGGGUGCUUAAAGCUGAGAAGAAAUUUCGGAUUGUCAAACUUGCUUUCUACUUAUCAGUCCUGAUUAUAACUAUCUUCAGGCUUGUACUACUACUUGUCUACUAUUUUGAUCUUGAAGAUGAAUGACACACAAAACCUAUGCAAACCCACACUUGUGCUGUAUGACCACCAAUGUAGCUGAUCAUGUUUUGUUCUGGAUACAACUUUUGGGUCAACAUGGGCUAAAUCUAAUUCAAGUAAUUUUGGGCCUGAGAUAGAUUUGUUACAGUGGAGUCCAAGAUCUAUAUGGACUCUGGACUCAGUUUUGGAUGAGACUAAUGGGUCUUGUACUCCUCCUUCUAUGGAGAUUGGAGGCCCACAUGGUCGCCACUUUGAUUUUUUGUUGGCCCUUUUUUGUUGUGAAAACCAGGUUGCAAGUCCAUGAUCAACUAACAGCAAGUCUUUUCGUUGAUAAUUUAAACAAUUGAGAGAGAAAGUUAUUUAUGUUUAUGAUAGAGAUUAGUGUCCCAUUCAUAAAAUAUAAGGUUGUUGAAUGCCAUAAUUUUAAUAUAGAAAAGGGUUGUGGGUAGAAAGGCCUAAUAAUAUUUUACCCUAAGUAUUGCACUAUAAGAGUGAAUUUUCAAGAUCUUAAAUUGUGAGGAAUAUUCGUUGAAAUGGGGAAAAGUAAAAAAAGCAUUGAUUGAAAGAUAUAUCUGGGGCCCAAAAAGGUAAAAAGAGAUUGUGGAUAGGGUGUGAUCCAUGAAAAUGACUAAAGUGCAAUAAGCAUCUCUUGCCAAACCCGACAUACUGUAGGCAGCUUCAAAACAGUGUGUCUUUCUUUUUAUUACUUUUUCGUUUAUCUUGUCAACUUACCCUCACAACUAAAAGACACAAAAAUUUAUGAUUGGGUCCAUUUUCAAAGCAUUCAUCAAUCAUCAGUGCCCAUUUCCCCCCUUCCUCCAAUGCCUUGUGAACAAGUUAUUUAUGAUGGGAAGGUUUUUACCUCUUCAUGUGUUCUACCCUACACAAUUGCCCAUUCAAGUUAAGCACACUGCUUAGUCCUUUUCAUGUCUCAAUGCUUUUUC